Nerophis lumbriciformis (worm pipefish) is the source of this 477-nucleotide messenger RNA. Lineage: Eukaryota; Metazoa; Chordata; Actinopteri; Syngnathiformes; Syngnathidae. The record is from RefSeq and is a predicted model, not a curated record.
AAUCACACCAAGCUGAUCUUGGCUGUUGCCAUCUGUGUUUCAGUGGCUUCCGCUUCUGUAGCCACUGCGGUCACAUUCUCGUCCCAGCGCUCUAAAAGAGGUGUGCUAGAGCUGGCGGGAAUGAUCCAGUGCAGUACAGGCAGAUCGCCUCUGGCUUACCUUUCGUACGGGUGCUACUGUGGACUCGGGGGCCAAGGCUGGCCCCGGGAUAGGACUGACUGGUGCUGCCACAAACAUGACUGCUGCUAUGACAGUGCUGAGCGCCAAGGUUGUCACACCAAAACCGACAGAUACGAUUGGACAUGUGAUGACGGGAAACCUGAUUGUGAUGAUUUGACGGACACGUGUGAGAGAUUCCUGUGCAAGUGUGACCGAGCAGCUGCCAAGUGCCUGAGAAAUUCGCCCUACAAAAGGAAAUACGCCCUGUGGCCAAAUUGGUGGUGUGGCAAUCACCAUCCAAUGUGUACCAUUUACUGA